UCCAGCAGCGCCCCCGGCCGCCCGUCGCACCCCGGCCAGCAUGAGCCGCCAUGGGCAUGGCCCGCCCCACACCAGACCCGCAGCCGCACGGACCGUCGCCGACAGCUACACCCUGCUGGCAGGGGAGCUGGACAGGGGCAAGUUCGCGGUGGUGAAGAAGUGCCUGGAGAAGGCCACAGGCCGCGAGUUCGCAGCCAAGUUCCUGCGGAAGCGGCGCAAGGGCGAGGAUUGCCGGCUCGACAUCAUCAAUGAGAUCGCCGUGCUGGAGCUGGCAGCCCGCAGCCCCCACGUGGUGGAUCUGCACGAGGUCUACGAGACGCCCGCCGAGAUCGUGCUGGUGCUGGAGUGCGCAGCCGGCGGGGAGAUCUUCCAGCAGUGUGUGGCGGAGCAGGAUGAGGCCUUCACCGAGCAGGAUGUGAUCCGUCUGGUGCGGCAGAUCCUGCGCGGCGUCGGCUUCCUGCACCAGCACAACGUCGUCCACCUGGACCUGAAGCCCCAGAACAUCCUCCUGACCAGCAGCAGCCCCCUGGGCGACAUCCGCAUCGUGGACUUCGGGCUGUCGCGUCGGGUGGAUGCUGUGCGGGAGGUGCGCGAGAUUCUGGGCACGCCGGAGUACGUGGCUCCCGAGGUCCUGAGCUACGAGCCCAUCAGCACGGCCACCGACAUGUGUCCCACUUCGUCACACCUGGGGAGGGGGCUUGUCCCAGCUCCGCUGGCUGCCGGGGUGUCGCCCGAUGCGAGCGUGGUGUGGGAGGAAGGCUGGACUCUCGGAGGCAGCCCCGAGGUGGCCAUGCGGGAGGGAGGCAGUCGCAGGGGUAGGGCCAAGGACUCCUGGGCUGAGAGCACUAAUCCCCUCCCUCCUGCCUGCAGGAAGCGAGCCAAGGCCGAGCAGUGCCUGCAGCACCCCUGGCUGGCCCUGGCCCCAGCCCCGGCGGUGGAGCUGGCAGCCCCAGUGCGGGCUGAUCUGGAGCAGGCCCCGGUGAGCGAGGGCAGCAGUGGCCCCGAGGAUGAGGAGGAGCUGGUGCUGGUGGCCUCCUACACGAUGCCCUGCCCCUGCCGCCAGCUGGGGGGCCUGGAAGUGCAGGAGACAGAGCUGGCUGGGGCGCGGAAGCCGUUCCCAGCCCUGCAGGAGAUUGCCCAGGAGCUGGUGUUCUGAGCCGGCCGCCCGCAACCCCUUUGCCUGCUGCCUUGGAGAGCAGCACCGGACUUGCCAUGGGCCUGCCGGGCGCAUUUCCGAGCCUGUCCCGGAGUCGGGGCCCCGGACGCGAGAGGGACGGGCCCCCGGAGCAGGGGGCUCCCUGGGAGCAGGAGCAGCUUUGCCUCGGUCCUGCGGGAGGCAGUCGGGCACCCAGCUGCUCUACCCCGCAGCCAUGGCUCCUGUGUACAUAGCACUGCAGGGGAGGACAGAGCCUGUCAGAUGGGAUAGGGUGGGUCACUGUGGAGGAGGGGAGCCCCCAGUGUCAGUGAUGGGGGACAGGAGCACCCGUUACCAGCGGGAGCUUGUUGGGGUAUCACUGCCCUGCACAGCUGGACCAGGCAGUGGCUGCAGGAAGAGACUGAGCCCCUGUGGCCUCUACAGGAGAGAAACACCAUGGAAAAGCCCUGGGGGUCACCCCAGAGCCCCACAUUCACACUGCAACCCGAAAUCUGCAGCAGCUUCCCCCAGAGCAGCUGCCAGCGGGAGCACAGGGCCCAGCGGGGCAGAGGCUGCUCAUCUUGGAACCCAGGAAGCUCCAUUUGGGGGCUGGCCCUGCCAGUGAGCACUGCAGCACAGGGAUGCCCCCCAUCCUGUUGUGGGGCAUGGAAGGGCCCCAUUGCCUGGCCCAGCCCCACUCGGGCAGCUGACCUACGCUUUGCCUCUGGUUUCUGAACUAGGAAAUUAGUUACUGGCCCAUUUGGGCUGGGAGGAGGUGGAGGGCUGGCUGCACUGACGCACUGGUCCGUGCCAACGUGCUGGCCAUGGGGUGAGGCCUGGGGAGGGCAAGGGGCGGAUGGCACCAGGAGCUGGCAGUGCCACCAGAUUUCUCUGAUGGUCCAGGUGCCAAUUGCAGGGUAAAGUGGAGCCGCCCCUGUUCUGCCUGUGUUCACACCUUGGCAUCCGGCCGCCAGGCAGGGACUCGAGGGGGAGCCCCAAACCGGGCACUCCUGCAGCGGGUGCCUGGCCCAGCAGAUGGUGCCAUUGGGCUCCCCCCAGGUGAAGUCCAUGGGGCAGCAGCCGCGCCUGGCACUGGGCUUUGCGGCCGCCCUGCAGGGCUGGCCCCGGGAGGGAACGUGCCGCCGGCUGCCACGUCUUUGCCUGGUUUUUUUUUAAAUAAAGGAUUAAAGUUUAUAUCUAUAAAAAUGUUGGCUCCUCCCCAGGGGGUUCCCAGGGUCCUCGUGCCCCACAUGGGCCCCACUAUGACCCAGACAGGCCCAGGGCCUAGCUCUCCUGCCCAGAGGCUGUGCUGCAGUCAGCAAUGGCUAAGACAGGCUGCCCAUGGGACACCUCUGCCCGCCAGACAGAAGCCUGGGCUCCAUGCAAGCAGCUUGGGCAGGGUGGGGGGGAUGUGUGGCUGGAAGGAGCAGGUGUCCCAGGCCCCAGUGACCUGCCGCCUGGGGCCUCACAAUUGCCAGCUUUGAAGUGAGCAGGUCACAGGGGCUCCCCGGCCCCUAAGGGCUGAGGCCCUAUCGGGGCUGCAGUUCCGGCCAGGCGAAGUCACGGUGUGUAGGACAGGUGCUGUGUCCCCAGUGUGACGAGCUCCCUGGAGAGAUGGGAGAGCAGGCGGCAAGUGACUCUUAGCCCCCAUUGCCCACGUGGGAGGGCUGAGCCCUGCAGCUCCUAGCCUGGCGUGCCAAGCACCCGGCUCCCUGCCAGGACCAUGACAGCCCAGUGCCCUGACUGCCUCGCAAUGACACCUGGCCAGUCUGGUGCUGCCGGGCACAGGGGAGCUCAGCAGGGUUUGCUGCUCUGCCAGGCAGGCACCAGUUCACCCCCUUCCCCUGGGAUGCACCCAGGAAAUGCUGGGUGUCCCUCAGGACAUGCACAUGGGGCACCCCCCUCUCAGC
Messenger RNA from Chelonoidis abingdonii (Abingdon island giant tortoise), 3045 nucleotides. NCBI's taxonomy places the organism in Eukaryota, Metazoa, Chordata, Testudines, Testudinidae. The record is from RefSeq and is a predicted model, not a curated record.